Molecule: messenger RNA, 2745 nt
Organism: Salvia hispanica
Lineage: Eukaryota; Viridiplantae; Streptophyta; Magnoliopsida; Lamiales; Lamiaceae
Product: putative late blight resistance protein homolog R1A-3
Biological process (GO): defense response to other organism
Molecular function (GO): ADP binding
Source: RefSeq, a predicted model, not a curated record
AUGGCUUAUGCAGCUCUUGUCUCCCUCACAAACACCAUAAACCAAACCCUCAAUAGUAAUCUAUAUUCCAUCUCCCCUGAAGAGAAGCAGCAAAUCACACCUCUCCUUGAAUAUGUCACUCCCUUUCAAGACUUCCUUGAUAAGUUUCCAGACAAAUUCAACAGUUUGGAAGGGAGAGUGAGGGAUUUAGCAAAUGCAGCAGAAGAUAUCGUAGAAUAUCUUGUGUUGGAAAAAGUUUAUCCAACUCCUGAUGAAGACCAUCAAAGUGAAAAACAUGAACUAGCACAGCUGCAAAAUGUGAUCAAGGAGAUUGAUUUGAUUGAUAAAGAAGUGAAGGAAAUUGAAGAUACCUCAAGAUAUAAAAGCAUUCAACGUGGUGCUCAUAGCUCAUCAUCAACUUCAACUGCUCCUCUCAUUCACAAAGAUGCCAUGGUUGGUUUGGAAGAGUAUGUUUUGGAUCUAAAGGACCGGAUCUGUGGAGAGCCAUCCAAAAAGCUGUAUGUCAUUCCUAUCUGUGGCAUGGGUGGCAUCGGUAAAACUACUCUAGCCAGAAGUGUUUAUGAUGAUCAAUUAAUUAUGGAGAAAUUUGAGAUUCGUGUUUGGGUCACUAUAUCACAAGAUUAUAGUGCAGAGAGAAUACUUUCAAACAUCCUAGAGUGCUUGAAAGAGUUCAACAAAGAUGAAAAGAAAAAAAUCGACAAUGAUGUAUCAGUGCACCAAAUUUUAAUGGGAAGGAGAUAUUUGGUUGUGAUGGAUGAUAUGUGGAGCACGGAAGCAUGGGAUAUAGUUAGAGGAGUACUACCUGAUAAUGGUAAUGGAAGCCGUGUCAUGCUAACCACAAGGUUGUAUGGUGUGGCUUCCUACCCGGAUCCUUCGUGCAAGCUCUACGAGUUGGGAUUAUUGGAUGCAGACCAAAGUUGGAAUCUUUUGAAGCAGAAGGUGUUUGUAGAUGAAGAUUGUCCUCGCGAAUUGGAAAGCAUUGGGAAGGAAAUCGCAGGAAGGUGCAAAGGGUUGCCUCUUGCUAUUGUGGUGAUUGCUGGACUUCUAUCCACGGUCAGGCAAGAUCGAGCUUCGUGGAAGGACAUUGCUGAAAAUGUGAAACUUGGAGAUACUGUGGAACAUGGACAGAUUGGAGAUAUACUAUCUUUGAGUUAUGCCCACUUACCUCAAUAUUUGAGGCCAUGCUUCUUGUACAUGGGAUCCUUUCCGGAAGAUCAUGAGAUCCAGGCACAGAAACUCAUUAAAUUAUGGGUCGCUGAGGGUUUUCUGAGAUAUCCAAUAGACUCUGAAUCCUUUGAAAAGGUGGGAGAAGAGUGCUUGGAGGAUCUCAUCAAGAGAAACCUUGUUUUGAUCACAAAGAGGAAACGUAAUGGUGGAGUCAAAAGUUGUCGUCUCCACGAUCUGAUGAGGGAUUUCUGCAUAAGAAAAGCUCAUGAAAGUAAGUUCUUUUUAAGCAAGUUUACCUUUGAUGUUGCGUAUAGAUAUUUCGAGGAGAUUAAUUUCACAGAGAGAAUAAAAAAUCAACGCCGUGUAAGCAUUAAUUCUUCCUAUCUAAGUUACCUUUCGAGAUGUGAUUGCUCAACCAUCCAUUCCAUCAAAUGCUCCACAUAUCGUGUGGUAAAUCUGGAGUGUCUCAAGAGAGUCAGAUUGCUGAGAGUGUUUGAUGCAGAAGUAGUUGAUGUGGAAUGCUCACCAUUUCUAGCUCAACUGUAUGAGCUAUUCCAUUUAAGAUAUCUUGACAUUAGAUUUAGUCAUGGCAUUCCUACAACCUUAUCAAAGCUUCAAAAUCUGCAAACUUUGAUCAUUCGUGAGCAAACCCACGGCUUUGGCAAAGCAAGUGAUAUCUGGUUGAGUUGGGGCAUGCCACAGUUAAGACAUGUUUACUUCUAUGGUACGAUUCAUUUUCAUGAUCCAAAUGAAGUAUCUUGUUCUCUAGAAAGCCUACAAACACUCUCCUAUGUAUCUCAUUGGAGUUGCCGUGAAAGGGUCCUGAAAAUGAUUCCAAACCUGAAAAAGUUGAAGAUUGAUUGUUCAGGCCGUGUUCAUAGUGGAGCUCCAGCUUGUUUGGAUGAUAUGGGACAUCUGCAUAGACUUGAGAAUUUGGAAAUAUAUGCAGGCCACUGUGUACGAUCUCGGCCAAAAUACUAUAGGUUCACUUUUCCAAGUAUGCUGAAGAAGCUGACUCUGAAGGCUCUGGAAUUCCCUUGGAAUGACAUAGUUGUUGUUGGUUCGUUGCCAAAUCUUCAAGUACUUAAAUUAAAAGGUUGUACUUGUGAUGGCGGCACAUGGGAGACAAGGGAAGGAGCAUUUCCAGAGUUAGAAGUUCUUCUGGUUGAAGAUUCGAGGUUUGAGCAUUGGAUCACUGAAAGCAUCCAUUUCCCGAGGCUCAAACGCCUGCUGCUUUAUUCUUGUAGUUUUCUCAAUGAGAUUCCAAAUGAUAUUGGAGAAAUUCCACCUCUUGAAUUGAUUGAGAUUAAGGGUUAUGCGAAGAAGUCUUUAGUGGAGUCAGCUGAACUGAUACGAGAGGAACAAGAAGAUAUGGGAAACAACACUCUUCAAGUUGUCUGCAUUCCUAAAGUCACAUCUAGUGGAAGUUUUUAUUCUGAUGAGUAUUUUGAGGAUGAGGGCUAUGAUGAUCAAGAUCUAUGACAAGGAUGAUUUACCUUCCUCACGAUUCAGAUUCAAAUAGGAUGAAUAUGUGUUAAUGCUUUAUCAAAGAGACAUUCACUGAUGAGGUUUUCUUAA